Messenger RNA from Pestalotiopsis fici W106-1, 744 nucleotides. RefSeq lists its product as uncharacterized. Gene Ontology annotation, biological process: translational initiation. The record is from RefSeq and is a predicted model, not a curated record. Gene Ontology annotation, molecular function: translation initiation factor activity; RNA 7-methylguanosine cap binding. Lineage: Eukaryota; Fungi; Ascomycota; Sordariomycetes; Amphisphaeriales; Sporocadaceae. Bases 1 to 744 code for a protein of 247 amino acids. Gene Ontology annotation, cellular component: eukaryotic translation initiation factor 4F complex; cytoplasm. The transcript has 3 exons.
AUGACGGACCAGGUCGAUCUCAAGACGAUUCCCAUCUCGCCCGAUGGCGACAACAACGAGGUUUCCGCUGCCGACAUGGACGAGAAGCUCGUCACCGUUUUUCACGACAAGGACAACUUCAAUGUCAAGCACCCUCUUCAGAACAAGUGGACGUUGUGGUUCACCAAGCCCUCGAGCGGCAAGGGCGAUAACUGGAACGACCUGCUGAAGGAAGUCAUCACCUUUAACUCUGUUGAGGAAUUCUGGGGCGUCUACAACAACAUUGCUCCCGUUUCAGACCUUGCUCUCAAAUCCGACUACCACCUCUUCAAGGAGGGUGUCCGACCUGAAUGGGAAGACCCGCAGAAUAAGCACGGCGGGAAGUGGUCCUAUUCUUUCAAGGAGAAGCGCAAUGUCGAUAUCAACGACAUUUGGUUGCACACAAUGAUGUCUGCCAUUGGCGAGAUGCUUGAGGAUGAGGAUGAUGGCGAGGUCAUGGGUGUUGUCGUCAACGUCCGCAAGGCCUUCUUCCGUGUCGGUGUCUGGACCCGCACCAUUGGCAAGCCCAUCCCCAACCGUGGCGAUGGCGACGUUGCUGGUGGCAAGGGUCGCUCUGUCCAGAAGGGUCAGGGUAUCCUGCUUGAGAUUGGCAAGCGUUUCAAGGAGAUCCUCAAGCUGCCUGCUGAGGAGGUCGUUGAGUUCUCGGGCCACACGGACGCUGCGCAUAGUGGUAGCACGCGUGCCAAGUCCAAGUUCACUGCUUAA